Molecule: messenger RNA, 1340 nt
Organism: Cannabis sativa
Lineage: Eukaryota; Viridiplantae; Streptophyta; Magnoliopsida; Rosales; Cannabaceae
Product: 1,4-dihydroxy-2-naphthoyl-CoA synthase, peroxisomal
Exons: 9
Coding region: 182-1189 (335 amino acids)
Biological process (GO): menaquinone biosynthetic process
Cellular component (GO): cytosol
Molecular function (GO): 1,4-dihydroxy-2-naphthoyl-CoA synthase activity
Source: RefSeq, a predicted model, not a curated record
CAGCAGAGCAGAGCAUGUCGCGCCUUAUCCAAAAUCUUAUCAAUGGUUUCUUAAAAAAAUCCAAUAUAAUAAUUUCAAGUAUUCUUACAUUGAAAAAUUCAAAACAUUAUAUAUAUAUAUAAUUAAUAUCACCAAUCAUUAGUCAAUAGUCAUUAUUACCUCUCUGCUCAUUAAUCAAUCAAUGGAGAAAGUUUCAGAGAAGGAGCUCAACACUAUGAGAAGGAGAAUGGCUUGUGUAGCCAACCAUCUCCUCUCGGGUCAUUCGGAUCAUCCGAACCCGAACUCUAUCGGGUUAUCCACUACAUCCAUGAACGACCGUUAUCAUAAGAUACACGGUGAAGUUUCGACUCACCCUGUCGUUUGGAAAACCGCUUCUGAUGAUUCCGGUAAGGACUUUGUUGACAUUAUCUACGAGAAAGCCGUUGACGAAGGAAUCGCAAAGAUUACGAUUAAUCGGCCGGAGAAAAGGAACGCGUUCCGGCCAUUGACAGUAAAAGAGCUCAUUCGUGCUUUUGAUGAUGCAAGGGACGAUAGUUCCAUUGGAGUUAUAAUUCUCACUGGAAAGGGAAAUGAGGCUUUCUGUAGUGGAGGUGAUCAAGCUUUGAGAAAGGCUGAUGGUUACAAAGAUUUUGACAAUUUUGGUCGUCUUAAUGUAUUAGAUCUUCAGAUACAGAUUCGUCGUCUUCCAAAACCAGUGAUAGCAAUGGUUGCUGGCUAUGCUGUUGGAGGAGGCCAUGUAUUACACAUGGUAUGUGAUCUUACCAUUGCUGCAGAUAAUGCUGUUUUUGGUCAAACAGGUCCUAAGGUUGGUAGCUUUGAUGCUGGCUAUGGAAGCUCCAUUAUGUCCCGCUUGGUUGGUCCCAAAAAAGCACGAGAAAUGUGGUUCAUGGCAAGGUUUUACACAGCUUCUGAAGCAGAUAAAAUGGGACUUGUCAAUACUGUUGUGCCACUAGAGAAUUUGGAGGAAGAAACAAUUAAAUGGUGUAGAGAAAUACUAAGAAACAGCCCAACUGCUGUUCGGGUCCUGAAAUCGGCUCUUAAUGCUGUUGAUGAUGGUCAUGCUGGCCUUCAAGGGCUUGCAGGAGAUGCCACACUUAUAUUUUAUGGCACUGAAGAAGGUAAUGAAGGGAAGACGGCUUAUAUGGAACGUAGACGCCCUGAUUUUUCUAAAUUUCCUCGACGACCUUAGUUGCAUUGUGUUAGUGUUACCAUUAUUUAUUAAUGUAAAAAUAUCAGUCUCUUUUUGAAAUUCCAAGUGGUAUUAUUUUGUGCUAACUAGCUAUUAAGAUUGAACAUUAUCACUUAUCAUAGCAUUUUAUAAUUGAUUAGUGAUGUUUUUA